UAAAACGAAAUUUUCUAUAAGUUAACCCUAACCCGGGAGGAGUCGUUUCCCAGGCCUUUCGUCGCCACUGCUGAGUCGAAUUCUUGCUCCUUUCGCAACGCCGGCGAUCUUCUCCUUGCGGAAACCAAACUCGUCGAGCCGCAUCCAGCGAUCGGGGAUGGUUGCGUGGGUGUGCUGAGAAGCCGCUGGAUAUAUGAACUUAGAAUCCGCUUGAGGGUUUCCUCCUAGAAACCUCUGAUCGCUGCCAACCAGCUCAUUCUAUGAUCCUUUCUGCGUGAAUUUGAUUUAUCACUGCAUUUCUACAGACAUGAAGGUUAGAGCUUCAGUGAAGAAACUUUGUGAGUUUUGUAGGGUAGUUAAACGUCGUGGGAGAAUUUAUGUGUUAUGUACAAGCAACCCCAAACAUAAGCAAAGACAAGGCAUGUCUACAUUUGCAUACGAGGGCCUGUUGCCUCCUGAAUCCUCAUUCAUUAGCAGUAAGCAAGAAUCUUCAGCAACUAAUCAAUGGCCUAUAGGGAUUGCAUCUCUUCUUCAGAAGCAAGAUAAAUCCUUAGAUGUUGUGAGCAAGCAAGAACCUUCAGCAACUAAUCAGUCGCCUGUAGGUCUUGCAUCUCUUCUUCAGGAGCAGAAGGAUAAGUAAGUUUGAAAGAUAUGCCUGAAACUAAGAGUUGCUAUGAUGUUGCAGCCUAUUUACCUGAUGUUCUCUGUUCCAUGAUCUCCAUUCUGUUACUUUUUAGUCUCGAAGGAUGAUGCUAUCAAACUACAUCUUCAAAAAGUUUGCAUAAAAUUUUCCUUGAAACACAAACAAUGGCCAUUCAAUGAUAUCUUAAAUGCUAGUUUUGCUAGCCUUCAGGGCUUGGCACAUAUAUAGUAAGCGCAUAGUAUUCUAUCCGAAUCGGAUAGGGGCCGAUCUCAGGGCCACCGCCUGCAGAGACCCCACCAUGUCAUUGCCACUUGCUCCUGUUGAAUAUCCCUCCAUAUGACAUGGGGCUGUUGUAGGGGAGCCGUUAACACGUCGAUUCCACAUUUUUUUAAAUGUUAGUUUUGCCGCUUUACAUAUUUUUUGUUCAGCAUUCACAUUUUACCUUGGAAGUGCCAGUUGUUAGAAAUUAACUUGAAAAAUUUGGAUGAGGCCAUCAGACAUUUUUCAGUUACUGGCACAAUGUUUGGUUGAACCACAUAGUAACACAGACAUUGACCCGGUCAAAUAUAUUGGUCAAACAAAUUUAUAACAACAUGUUAAACUGGAAAAGUGUUGAUUGCAUAAACUGAUCAACUUUUUUCUUAAGCUUUUUUUCUUCGUUUUUCUUCCCUGUAAUACGAUCCCAUUGGCUCUGUAAAUUUGUUGACCUCACAGUUGGCAUAUAGAAAUUCAAUUUGGCCAAAAUUUUCAACGUCAUUGAUUAAGGCCUCAGUAACGUGGACGACCAACCACAAAAUGCAGUUGACCUUUGCUCAUCCUUUGUCACUGCUUAUGUAUGGCAGGUAUACAGCUGCUCUGUUUUUCUCCUUAUCAAACAGCAUUAUUUAAAUCCACAUACAAAUAGAAAACACUUUUUUUAUUUAAAUUCACAUGCAACUGAAAGGCAUUUUCUAUAUAUUUCAAAUGAAAAAUAAAAAUACCGGUCGGUAAACUAUGUGUUUGCUUAAAUUGUAUUGUAGAUCAAAUAUAUGAUACAACUUGUCUUGAGUGCAAUUAUUGUGAUCUAGGAUUCUUGUUUUACUAAUUAAUGCUGUUUGAUAAAAGCAUGCAAGGUGUGAUUUUUGUCACAAGGGUUGAAAGAGAUUUUCAUGCUAAGUGUGUGACUUGUUAGAAGGGGGUUAAGAGUCCUAUUAUACUUAGAUGAAUCCGCCGUGAAGGAUGGUAUUGCUAAUUUAUUUAUCGGUAGACUUGAGAGGGCAGUCCACUGGGCCAUGCUGUGGCGGAGCCAAUAUUUCCUAUCAACGUCGUCUUCAUUCUACUGUACUGCACAAUUGUUCCAAUUGACUCUUCUUCGUCUGGUUCCUUGUCUUCCUCUUCUUCUUCCUUUUAAACCCAUCAAACUCCACUAGACACGGCCGUAACCACUCUCCUAAUUCUCCUUGUCCAUCCUCCUCCUUCCAACAAUGCCUCGAGUCAAUACGGAGAGGUUGGCCAGCAACACUAGCUUAACCAUCGGCCUGGGAGAUGCCACGUUGGAGGAUGUCGAUGCUGAUCCUAAUUAUCACAUCGCCUACGGCACCGUCGAGGUUCCGGCCGUGGGGUGGAGCCUCGGCUACCGCGUCUAUGACCGGGAGGAGUCGACCAAAGGCGGCACCAACCCCAAGUCCCGCUCCUUAGGCUCCGACCGAUUCUCCUGCUCGAAGUCGAACCCGCUGCCGUCGCCGACGGCCUCCAAGAACAAGCCGCCCAUCAUCGCCCUGCCCCGCGCCAACGUCCAGGCGGCGUCAGCCUAUGACGGCCGCUCCGUCCGACGCCCCACCCAGUGCAGGUUCUUCCCCAAGGAUAAGAAGAAGAAGCGGCCGGCGGUGUCGGAUGCGGAGCCGGGAUCCCCCAAGGUGUCCUGCGUCGGCAAGAUACUGUCGGAGAAGGAGCGGUGCCGCCUCCGGCGGAAGGAGGGGAGAAAGAAGAGGAGCAGUUGGAUAAAUAUGUUCCGGUGCAUAGGCCACGGCCGCGCCGGAGAAGGAAGCGUCAUCGAGUCUAAAGUGGUGUCGGCGCAGCAGGGUUUGGAUAACUUGUCGCUGAAGGGCGGCGCAGUGUUGACAAAGACGAAGACGAAGACGGGACAAGGGUCUGCGUCCGUAGACUCUUGCGACAGCGUUAAGGUGCCGGGGGUGGACGCGAUGAAGCGGUUAUCGUCGGGGCGGCGAGCGGCGUCGUGGGGUGAGGAAGCGGAGCUGAAGGCGAAGAGCCGGCGCACGGUCGGUCCGGACGAAUAGCGGAUGAAUCGGGUUUGGAAUUUCGGGCACAGCGGGGCCCACGUGCUCCUUUCUUUCCGAAAGAACCAUGACUUUUCUCGUCGAAGAUAUUUGGAGGAAAAGGAAUGAGAUCAAUAAACUUUCAAUAAAUUUAAAAAGAAAAAUAUUUUUUUUAAAGAAAAAAAGAUGAUAGAAUGUUUAUGUUGCCUGUUUAAAUAUUUCUCCUGUAAACAAAUUAUAAAGACAAUAAAUAUAUUUAAUAGCAAGGGGCUCAUGGUGUCUAUAACUUUGAGCACUAGUCUUUUGUCUUUGUGGUAGAUAUCGUUGAUGGUCAUGCAAAGCUUGACAAGACAAAGUCCUUGUACCGUCCUUACAACCAUGACAAUCAAUCUUGUCGACUUGUGAUUGAACUACAUAAAUAA
Messenger RNA from Zingiber officinale, 3320 nucleotides. RefSeq lists its product as uncharacterized. Bases 2107 to 2919 code for a protein of 270 amino acids. NCBI's taxonomy places the organism in Eukaryota, Viridiplantae, Streptophyta, Magnoliopsida, Zingiberales, Zingiberaceae. The record is from RefSeq and is a predicted model, not a curated record. The transcript has 6 exons.